This is a messenger RNA of Daucus carota subsp. sativus, 2876 nucleotides long. RefSeq names its product glutamate receptor 2.8-like. Gene Ontology annotation, cellular component: plasma membrane. The transcript has 5 exons. Gene Ontology annotation, molecular function: signaling receptor activity; ligand-gated monoatomic ion channel activity. The coding region runs from base 449 to 2734 and encodes 761 amino acids. The record is from RefSeq and is a predicted model, not a curated record. NCBI's taxonomy places the organism in Eukaryota, Viridiplantae, Streptophyta, Magnoliopsida, Apiales, Apiaceae.
UAGAAGGGAGGUUUUGAUAUCAUAAAUUCUGUCUACUGAUUUUUAAGGAGAAAAAUGUUUGUGCAAAUAAAUUAGUGGUGUGGGCUAAACACUAAAUUUUAUAUGGAUUAUUUUGGUUGAGAUGUGGUUGUUGAAAAAAACGUAAUACAUAUAUGUAACUAUAUUUGCUUAAUAUUUUUUGGUUGAACUGAUUGUAAUCUUGAUUUAAUAGAACAUGAUGAGAAUGAUUAUGAUUUAUGAGAAAGUAGAACACGGCAACUGCCCAACCCUUUGACAUAAAUUAGCUCAAGAGUUACUAAAUGAUGAAGUUCGAGCAAUCCUCGGACCCCAAACCAGUCCUGAAGCAAAAUAUGUUGUUGAGCUUGCAACAAAAACUCAAGUGCCUGUUGUCUCCUUUUCUGCGACAAGAUCUUCUCUGUCAUAUGUGCAGAGCCCUCAUUUUAUUCAGAUGGCAGGAGAUGAUUCUUCUCAAUCGAAGGCUAUCACUGUCAUUGUUGAAGGAUUUGGAUGGCAAGAAGUUGUCAUUGUGUAUGAGGACACUGGCUAUCAAGAUGGAUUUGUUCAAUAUUUAAGUGAUGCAAUGAGGGAGGCUGGCAUUCGAAUAUCUUGGACAAGAGCUAUUUCUAUUUCUGCUAAUGAUUCACAAAUAGUAGAUGAACUUCGUAAGUUAAAAGCAGCUUCUUGUAGGGUCUUCUUGGUGCAUAUGACUUCCCUCCUCGGAUCUCGAAUCUUUAUUAAUGCCAACACUGCAGGAAUGAUGAGUGAAGGAUAUGCAUGGUUAACUACGGAUGUUUUGUCGAAUUUGUUUGGUUCUAUGGAUGUUACAGUUAUAGAUGCAAUGCAAGGUGUUUUGGGCAUAAGGCCCUACGCACCCAAGUCAAUAGAUCUUACGUCUUUUAAAAUGAGGUGGGAAAGGGAAUUGCAGUGCGCAAAGCCUAAAGUUGAGCUGAACAUUUUUGGAUUGUGGGCAUAUGAUGCAAUUUGGGCAUUAGCUAUGGCCAUAGAGAGAAUGGGCCUGAUAAAUUCAAGCUAUGUAAAUAUGACACAACAGCAUAAUGCAAACCUUCCAGAAAACUUGGGAAGUUCAGAAGUAGGUCCAAUACUUCUGAAAGAGAUCGCGCAUACCAGGUUUAAGGGAUUAACCGGAGAGUUCAAUUUAGUAAAGGGUCAGUUGCAGAUAUCAGCUUAUGAAAUUCUUCAUGUAAUAGGAAAUGGAGAAAGACCGGUAGGCUAUUGGACUCCUAAUAGAGGAUUAUCGAGAGAUCCAGAUGCAGCCAACAUAUCUUCUAAAUAUUCAACUUCUGUAAAUGUUCUGAGAAGCAUCAUUUGGCCUGGAGAUUCAAUUGUCAAGCCAAUGUAUUGGGCUGUACCCACAUCAGGGAGGAGAUUGAGAGUAGGGGUUCCAGUGAAAGAGGGUUUUGCUGAAUUUGUGAAACUUAAACAGUUUCAAAAUACUGCUGAGUAUAAUAUCACCGGUUUUUGUGCAGAUGUAUUCCGGGAAUUAUUAUUUCAUUUGCCAUUCAAUAUUGACGAUCCUCAAUACAUCCCUUAUGGGGACCUGACAGUGGGCAAGAGUGCUGGGAGUUACGAUGAUCUUCUCACACAGCUUGAAAAAAAGAAAUAUGAUAUUGUGGUAGCUGACAUUACAAUUUUGCCUGAGCGUGCACAAAGAGUGGACUUCAGUACACCGUACCUGGAAUCACAAGUUGUAAUGCUUAGACAAGUAAAAUAUGACGAAGUCAAUGAUAUCUGGAUAUUUGUAAGUCCUUUUAGUUCAGACCUCUGGCUGACAAUUGCAGUUUCUUGUUUAUUUACGGGUGCGGUGAUUCUAAUAUUGGAGCACCGUGCUAAUGACCCAGAAAAACUUGAAAAGGCAUUUUGGUUUCCCUUUGGCUCGCUUGUCUUUGCUGAGAGGAAUUUGGUUACUAGCAAAUGGUCUCAAUUUGUUUUCGUCAUAUGGCUGUUUACUGCAUAUAUUGUUAUGCAGAGUUACACAGCUAACUUAUCUUCCAAUAUGACUAUUUCUCGGUUACAACAUUCAACAGACAAGCUUUAUUGUAUUGGUUUUCAAAAAGGUUCUUUUGUGAAAGAAAUGUUAACUAAGAGGCUGGACUUCAAUGUAUCUAGGAUCAAGUCUUAUUCAAGUGUGGAGCAAUAUCAUGAUGCUCUUUCCAGGGGAUGCCAUAAUGGAGGAGUUGACGCUAUUCUUGAUGAGCUUCCUUUCAUCAAGAUCUUUCUCGACACAUAUGGUAAAACCAAUUAUAAAUUGCUAGGAUCCCCUUACAGAACAGGUGGAAUUGGUUUUGCACUUCCAAAAGGAUCUGCUCUGACUCCUCAUAUAUCUAUGGCGCUCUUAAAUCUUACUGGUGAUGGAUUAAUGCAUGCCUUUAAGACUAAGAAUUUUGGGCCAGAGUACUCUGAUGGAGAUUACUCGUUUGACACAGCUUCGCGCAUUAGCAGUUUCGGGACCAGAGAUCUAGCAGGCCUCUUCAUUAUCAGUGGUACCUUGGGUAUUUUAGCAGUACUCUUGUCAGCGCCCUGGUUUCAACCAAAAAUUUCUUUCAUGUCAACCCAUGACAAAUCAUCUAGUGUCACCUCUUCUGAAGCUGGUGAAACGGAGUCAAGUGUCCACUCUACUGCUGAAACUAGAGAUGAUAUGCCACCUAAGAGUGAUGAGAAUAGUGAUAGUGAUUAUGUGAUUGUUCAAGAUGAUAUUAGCACCAGCAUUACCUAAUUCUGCAUUUCCGGCUGUUCUUACUGCAUGAACAGAAUCGCUGCAUCUGAUAUGAGGCAGUAGUUUGAAUACCACGCAAAUAUUAUUUGUUAUUUCUAUAUAUCCAAUAAUUCCAAUUCUAAUGAAUGUUGUCAUAGCCAAA